AAGCGUGCACAAGGUUACCCAGAUUGGAGAAGAAUUAUUUCGAAACGAUGGAGGCAGCUACAUAUCAGGCACCAAAUCGGGAUAUAUAACCCGAGGUAACGUACAUGCGUGCGUUUGAAAGUUGUACCGUAUGCAGAAUGAAGAACCUGUCAUUCUUUUAAACAAGAAGAAAAUGAUAAAAUGAUAAACAAUGAGACUAGAGACUAGGCUCCUGCUGACCCAAUUCACCCCGGUUAACAUGAAGGUCAUCUCUACAAGAAAGUCUAUGUGCUGCACCACUAUUUUCACUUUUUCUCUCAACAAUAGAAUUGCCCCUCCUUCCUUAGACGGCCGCCCCUCCCAAUUGCUGAACCGCAAUAGAUGCCGUCCUUUUUACAUUCUUCUUUGGAGAGUGACUUGUGUUAUGAUAACCACCCAGUCACUUGAAGUGAAGGUAUAUAAAGGCAACUUCGUCCGAGUUUUAGUCGAAGAUCAGUCGGAUCUUUUAAUAAGACAACAUGGUGGCUCUGGCAAAGAUGGAGAAAAUUCUUCUAGUUUUGGUCGUUUGCACAACUUCCAUAUUUGGACAGAAUGAUAUGUAUUCGACGGAAGCCAAACACCGUUCAAUUGGCAAUCGCCCACCACCUUUCGCCUAUUAUUCUCCACAUCCGCCUACUUACGGUGUCCCUCCUCCUCAGCGCGUUCCUCCCUACCAAACUACGUAUCCCGUAUCACGGCCAACUUAUGUGGCCCCUCCUUCGUAUCCUGUUAGACCCUCACAUUCUCCUCCUGCUUACCAAAAUGCUCACCAAACGGCUCAGCGUGUUCCAGCGUAUCAAAUUCCGUAUCCAGCUGCAGCUUCUUCAAGACCAAUGACGAAUUAUGCAGCUCCAGCGCCGCAAAAGCCAAUUUAUUCGACUCCGGCAACUCCUAGACCACCAGUUUAUUCGCCUCCUGCUAAUCCCCCGCAUCAUUCAACCUUCAAUUAUAUGGGUCAUCAAGCCCACCGUGUUCCAGCGCCACCAACCACGACACCAACCCCAGCCAAAGUUCCGUUCACGUAUCCAUCGACCACACCUAAACCCUACGCCAACAGCGCUCCAUCAGCUCCAGUGACCGGACCAAGUUUGUUGGAUCUUCCUUGGGUGAAACCGUUGUAUGCCCGAUCUCCUCCUCCCCCUGCAACUGAAAAAUAUUCCUGGAACGUUCAACAAGUCAGGCCAGCCGUUGCCGUUGUUCGAGACGAUUCCGAAGAAGAUGUUGGUGUUUUCAUUUCUAGCGUGAAUACCCCAGUUUCAGUCCCAGCUGCAACACCAGUUCGGUCACAAGACUUUGAAGUUCGAGGGAUCCCUCAGGAAACUAGAGCACCCGUUUCUAUACCAGCGCCAACCCAAAUACCUGUUAUUAUUCGAGAUGACUCGGACUCGGACAUCCAGAUAGUCCAGGAAGUAACCAGACGAACACCUUUACCGUCGAGUCCCCUUAUAAUUCGAGAUGAGUCACAAGUUGCAAGAUUUGCACCUAUGCCAACUCAGGCGCCGUUUGUUCCAGCAGUAAUUCGAGCAGAUGACUCGAGACAACAGAUGCAGAAUCCUGCGGCACAAAGACCUCCUUCAGUACCUUUACCAACAACAACACAAGUGCAAAACGCCCGUGUUAUAGUCCGAGAUGACUCUGUUGAAGACAUUCAGAUCGCUCGACAACAACAAGUUAUACCUUCUACACCUGGAGCACCUCAACCUUCCAUUAAUCCAAUUGUAAUCCGAGAUGACUCUGUUGAAGACAUUCGGAUUGCUCAACAACAACGAGUUAUACCUUCUGCACCAAGAGCAACCCAACCUUCGGUUAAUCCAAUUAUAAUCCGAGAUGAUUCGAAUGAAGAUAUCCAAAUAGUCCAACAAGUAUUCACUUCUACACCUUCACCUAGGACAACAGCAACACCGGCGAAUUCAUUUAUAAUCCGAGAUGACUCAAUUGAGGACAUUCAGAUCGUUCAACGAGUUAUCCCAUCUCCACCAAGAGCACCUCAACCUUCGGUUAAUCCGAUUAUAAUCCGAGAUGACUCUGUUGAAAACAUUCAGAUCGCUCGACAACAACAAGUUAUACCUUCUGCACCUAGAGCACCUCAACCUUCAAUUAAUCCAAUUAUAAUCAGAGAUGACUCAAUUGAGGACAUUCGGAUCGCCCAACAAGUUAUACCUUCUCCACCUAGAGCAACUCAACCUUCGAUAAAUCCAGUUAUAAUCCGAGAUGAUUCGAAUGAAGAUAUUCAAAUAGUCCAACAAGUCUUCACUUCUACACCUUCACCUAGGACAACAGCGACACCGGCGAAUUUAUUUAUAAUUCGAGAUGACUCAGUUGAAGAUGUUCAACUAAUCCAACAAGUCCCCACUUUUACACCUUCACCUUUGACAGCAGCGGCGCCAGUGAAUCCAAUUGUUAUCCGAGAUGAUUCCGUUGAAGACAGACAGGUGAUCCAGCUAGGCCAACAAUUUCAAACCACCGCACCAUUAGGAGGAACACGGGUGAAUCCAGUUAUCGUCCAGGAUGAUUCAAUUGAAGAUUUCCAGAUAGUCCAAAGAAUUCAACAAGUUGCAACUACUACGCCCUCGCCUUUGGCAACGCAGACGCCAAGAAUUCCAGUCGUGAUUCGAGAUGACUCGAUUGAAGUUGACGACGACAGGAUCGUUCGCCUUAACUUGCCUGCACCAAACAACAAUGCAAUAGCUUCACCUGGACCAUCAGAGAUUCCAUUUGUAAGGCUGGACAACUCAGAUGAACUUUUAUUCCGCGACGUUCCCAUAGGCGUUCAGCCCGUUCCAAAUGCUCCCGUACUAGCUGCCUCUGUUCCAACGACUACUCAGGCUCCGGGCACUCAAAAUUUAUUUUUUAGAGACUCGGACGAAGAUUUCCGAAUCCUUCAGAAUGCCCCCGGAUCUCCAAUUCUUAGAACGGCAACACAAGACGAUUCACUUGAAGUCCGCUCGAAUCUCUCCAAUGAAGAUAUUGAACUGCGAUUGAUUUCUCAAGGAGUUACUGCUUCAAAUAUUAAUUUGUCUGGGCCAUUACCAACCACUCCCGCACCCCGUCGUGUUGUCUUGGUGGACUCGGUCGAAGAUACUCGAAGAAAUCCAGGAGUUCCCAUUUCGAAUGUCCAACUAUCUGGAUCUGCAGAUGUUUUCUUAGUGAAUUCAAACGAAGAUGUUGGGAUUGCGCAGCAAUUUCCUCAACCCAAUGUCCCGUUAUCUGGGCCGUUGCCAGGGAAUUCUACACCACCCCGUUUUAUUUUAGUGGACUCGACCGAAGAUAUCCAGGCUGCACAACAAGUUUCCCUCUCUAACGUUUCUCCAUCUGGAUCUUCACCUGCGAAUACCCCUUCUGUUAUUUUAAUAGAGUCAGCAGAAGAAAACCAGCAAGCACAAAAUGUAAACCCACUUAUACAGUCGGCAAAUGUCGUAUUAAGACAAGAUUCACUAGAAGUUCCAGAUCGAAGUGACGAAGUCCGAAUUCCAACGACGGUAACCAUUUCCCAAGUAUCUACUAAUCUUGCCAAUUGAUUAUGAUUUACACAGUAAUUUGUUUUCACACGUCUUUGUUUACCAAUAAAUUAUUUUUUUUGUCUUA
This is a messenger RNA of Daphnia pulex (common water flea), 3603 nucleotides long. RefSeq names its product calphotin-like. The coding region runs from base 498 to 3536 and encodes 1012 amino acids. The transcript has 3 exons. The record is from RefSeq and is a predicted model, not a curated record. Lineage: Eukaryota; Metazoa; Arthropoda; Branchiopoda; Diplostraca; Daphniidae.